Messenger RNA from Venturia canescens, 1005 nucleotides. RefSeq lists its product as uncharacterized. The coding region runs from base 89 to 841 and encodes 250 amino acids. The transcript has 3 exons. NCBI's taxonomy places the organism in Eukaryota, Metazoa, Arthropoda, Insecta, Hymenoptera, Ichneumonidae. The record is from RefSeq and is a predicted model, not a curated record.
GAAAAAUCGGAGAGUAUCAGUGUCUUUGCUGCUCAAUAGUGUGACACACGGAAAAGAUCCUAUAUUGUUGGGGUUUAACGUAGAUGAAAUGGGGAAGUUAUUAAUCGCAUUUCUGCUUAUUUUCUCGAUCAGCUCGGCUAUUAAAAUAUCGUCAAAAAUCGACCUCGAAUCGGAGGAAGAAUGUUCAGAUUUGCCCUCGACUAAUUUGGACCCGGUGACCAUAGUGAUAAAAAAUGAGCCCGAAAUACCCAAGGAAUCUUCUCAGUUUCGACCAUCCACUUGGAGAUCAAAUUCUGGAGGAAGUUUUUUUUCUGGAAAUCCAGGAAAUUCUAUAAAAACUCGAAACCCUCACAAUCCUUUUAUGGGCGAACCGAGGAUGGUCAAGAACAUCCAUAUAACCGUGAAUGGCAAAGAUGUCAGUUCAUCGAUUCCUGCUAGCGUCAAUUGCGAGAAGAACACUUGUGAAACCACGAUCACGAUGAAUAAAAACGAAGAGGAUAACGAGAUAGUUUCAGUAAGCGUGAAAGUGGUAACAAAAUCGAAGACCCUUGGAGUGGAGGACGUGCCAGUCAUUGAUGGGAUUCGAGCUUCCGGAUAUGACAACGUCUCACCCACGUUAUUUCCGAAGCACGGCAGAGCUCACCCCACUUUUAUCGACAAUAACAUACCGCAGGGACAACUGCCAAGACGUAAUCGACCCAGACAACCGUCAGCCUCUUUCUACCCACGUAAUUUUGGAUCACGCGUCCCGACGGCCUGGAAUCCCUGGAUUCCUGGCAGAAGUCCAGUCGACGAUAAAAUUGAGCCGCCAUUGAGUAAAACAGAUCACGUUGUACAAUAAGAAUUUGCAAUAAAGAAAUUAGUAACACGAUCCAAUAAUAGCUGAAUGAAAAGACGUAUCGAAAAAAUUUGUAAUAUAAUUUGUCAAGAAACCUUUUUAUAUAAUGAAAGAAUAAAAGCUCUACUGGACGUUGAGAAAAUACAUCAGCGGAAUUAUCAAACGAA